AGUGCUGUCUACCCCUGCCCAGCGUGUGACUCAUGCAAAAUGCAGCUGUCUUUAUGCAGAUCUUCCUCGGCAAAUCUCCACUCACGAUGGGGGGAAUGUUCGUCAUAUUACAUUGCAGUGUUCUUCAACAAGAGGAAUGGUUCCUGAACAGGACGCAGCUCAUGUUAAUGAUGAGCAAAGCUCUCUGGGGCACGAACCCGCUGAUCGCAUCAUCUCGUUCACGGCCAGUCUGUUGGAUGAAUGGUCACUGUGAGCAGCAGGUGCUAAUGAGCUGAGCAAGCAUUCUGUGGCCCACAGCUAGUUCGUGCAGUUGGAGCUCUCCCCAGAUUCUCGUGGAUGGUCCCCAGACACCCCCUUUUCUCUCUUCACAUGGAAAAGCCUCAUGACCACAUUUUGGCAUGAUCUCUUCAAAGGGAGUCCCUUGUUGUGGCAAGUUGUGUUGUGUUUGGUUAUCUGUGGUGAAGAGACCGUGUUCUGAAGGCUGCGCUGAAGGCUGUGGCGGAGCAGAGAGCCUGUGUGGAGUGGAUGGGAGACUUGCUGAAUAACAUGGCCCCUUGCCAUUAGCCAUGACCACAUUUUUCACCAGCGUCCCCCCCUGGAUUCAAGAUGCAAAGCAGGAGGAGGAAGUGGGCUGGAAACUAGUUCCCAGGCCUCGGGGCCGGGAGGCAGAGAGUCAAGUGAAGUGCCAAUGCGAAAUUUCGGGGACACCCUUCUCAAACGGGGAGAAGCUGAGGCCUCACAGCCUCCCCCAACCAGAGCAGAGACCAUAUAGCUGCCCUCAGCUGCACUGUGGGAAGGCUUUUGCCUCCAAAUACAAGCUGUAUAGGCACAUGGCCACCCACUCAGCCCAGAAACCCCACCAGUGCAUGUACUGUGAUAAGAUGUUUCAUCGCAAGGACCAUCUGCGGAACCACCUGCAGACCCACGACCCUAACAAAGAGGCCCUGCAUUGCUCCGAGUGUGGUAAGAAUUACAAUACGAAGCUGGGCUACCGGCGCCACCUGGCCAUGCAUGCUGCCAGCAGUGGUGACCUCAGCUGCAAGGUGUGCCUGCAGACCUUUGAGAGUACUCAGGCCUUGCUAGAGCACCUGAAAGCCCACUCACGCCGGGUAGCAGGCGGUGCCAAAGAGAAGAAGCACCCCUGUGACCACUGCGACCGGCGCUUCUAUACUCGUAAGGAUGUGCGGCGGCACCUAGUGGUGCACACGGGCCGUAAGGACUUCCUAUGCCAGUACUGUGCCCAGCGGUUCGGCCGUAAGGACCACCUGACACGACAUGUCAAGAAGAGCCACUCACAGGAGCUGCUCAAGAUCAAGACAGAGCCAGUGGACAUGUUAGGCCUACUCAGCUGCAGCUCUACAGUCAGUGUGAAGGAAGAGCUGAGCCCUGUGCUUUGCAUGGCCUCGCGGGACGUGAUGGGGGCCAAGGCCUUCCCUGGCAUGUUGCCCAUGGGCAUGUAUGGCGCCCACAUCCCUACCAUGCCCAGUGCAGGUGUGCCACACUCCCUGGUGCACAACACACUGCCCAUGGGUAUGAGCUAUCCCCUGGAAUCCUCACCCAUUUCUUCCCCAGCUCAGCUCCCUCCAAAAUACCAGCUUGGAUCUACCUCAUACUUGCCCGACAAAUUGCCCAAAGUGGAGGUGGAUAGUUUUCUGGCGGAGCUUCCUGGAAGCCUGUCUCUCUCAUCCGCUGAACCCCAGCCCGCCUCACCUCAGCCGGCGGCAGCUGCGGCCCUCCUAGAUGAAGCACUGCUCGCCAAGAGCCCCACCAACCUCUCUGAGGCCCUCUGCGCUGCUAACGUGGACUUCUCCCAUUUGCUGGGCUUCCUGCCCCUCAACCUGCCCCCAUGCAACCCACCUGGGGCCGCAGGAGGCCUGGUCAUGGGCUACUCCCAGGCUGAGGCCCAGCCUCUGCUUACCACCUUGCAGGCUCAGCCUCAAGACUCCCCGGGCACUGGGGGGCCGCUGAACUUUGGGCCUCUGCACUCCUUACCCCCUGUCUUCACCUCUGGCCUGAGUAGCACCACCCUGCCUCGUUUCCACCAAGCAUUCCAAUAGCCCCCACAGAGGCCUCAGCUCAGCUUCUGGCUCUGGCGGAGAGCCUUAGGCCCCACCCCGUCCGUGUCCCCCGUGAAGGCAGCUGAGCUUUCAGAGCUGGGUUCAAAAAGAGAAAAUCCAGUGUCUGUAUGGAGCACUUCGUUUGGGGGUUCAGGCUCUAGGAUUGAUUCCGGGAGGAGUCUGAGCUCCAACCCCAUGAAAAGAUCUCAUACCAUAGGACUUCAGGUAUUUUUACUUUCAUGUUUUUGAUCUGAAUCGGGAGCCACGCUUAGCCCUCUUCCUCUCCAAAGUGUCAGAACCUCCUUCUCUGUGGAAAAGGGGGACCUCUUGGAAACACAGAGGGUUUCACCUUGGAUGACCUCAAGAGAAACUGCCCAAGAAGACCGCCUUCUGGUCCCCACCUGCAGACCACACAGCAGCCAGUUGGCCAGGCCCUGUUGCAGAAGGUCGCUUGUCUCCAGUGCCUGCUUCCAGCUGACAGGCAGGAAGGAGGGCCUCUCUUCUUCCCAACCAGCCCCACCCCUCCUGUCCAGCACCUCCGUUUUCAGUCAGUGUUGUCCAGCAACGGUACCGUUUACACAGUCGCCUCAGACACACCAUUUCACCUCCCUUGCCAAGCUGUUAGCCUUAGAAUGAUUGCAGUGAACACUGUUUACACACCGUGAAUCCAUUCCCACCAGUCCAUUUCAGUUGGCACCAGCCUGAAUCACUUGGUACCUGGUGUUAACUGGAGUCCUGUUUACAAGGCGGAGUCGGGUCUUGCUGACUUCUCUUCACUUGAGGUCACAUUUUUCCCCUGUGGGGAAAUAAACUGACUUUGGACUGCUUCAGUCUCUGCCAUCUUCCAUGACUGCGUCUGUUCCUGCCUUCCUCGGCAGUAUGCACAGGAAACCGGCAAGAAGACCGGAGCAGUUUUCUCACAGGCCUGCAAGUCUGUUUUUCUUCAAGUACAUCAUGACCCCCUCAUCCUCCAUUUGAGCUGGAGAGGGGAAGAAAUGAAAGGCAUGCCCACAUCACCCCCUCGUCCCCUAAUCCCCAUUCUGAGCAUCAUGAGCUGUUGUUACUAGAUUGGAAGGAGGGACUCUGGGUUCUGGGUUGCUGUGGAAGCAGAGGUGAGGAUGCGAGUCCCUCAUUUGUCUCCUGACUGUCCCUUUUCCAGGAAGUUGUGGAGUUGUUGGAAGAAGAGUUUUCAGAAAUUUAGGACUGGGCAGAUACUUAAGUCCUAAUCUAUGGGGUACAUUGUUGCCUCCCAAACCAAAUUUUUUCUUAUCCCCGAUGUCCCUUCUGUCUCUUCCACUUUGCAGUCCCCAGGGACUCAGGGCCACCGUGCAUAGGCUUCUCUGCUCUCUAUCAAAGAACUUCCACUUUCUUGUGGCCCCUCCUUGGUUUUGCCCCUAAUGUCCAGCAAAGUUUCUUGCAACAAAUGAUGUGUUCUCUUCUGCUUGUAGGCUCCCUGCUACAGACAGCCCAGCCCUUGCCCAGAACCAGGUGAACCCCAUCCUCGCUUCAUCUCAGUUCUUCAUGGGCUUGCUCUUCCCACUCGUGAAAGGGGGGCAGCUCAGGGACCUCCACUGUGGGACCCUUGAGACCUCCACUCUGAUUCAGAAACACACUUCUACCUCUCUACUGUUAACUCCUACAGAUGCAGCCAGCAGUUCGGGGCACUUCUCUCAGUGGGUGCCUCCUGCUGGCUUCUCCACUAGGGUUUCAGGACAAACUACCAGGGAACUGCCUCAGCCUCCCGCCAGUCUGUUCCCCAUCCCUUCUGUCUAGACUCACUUUGGUUUGCUAUCAGGAACUGAGCAGGUCCAGGACUCAGGCCUCUGUUUCAACCCAGGCCAGUACUUGAGGUGAAAGCCUUAACGUUUAGCUCCCUAGCCAUUGUUGGAAGCAAUUUGGAGUGAGUAAGCGUGUUUUGACUUAGGCAGGGUAGCUUGGGAUACCUUUAAGAAAAAAUAACCAGAUAUCAAAUUGUCUGGCAAGGUUAGAAUCAACUAGGUGAUUUGCUUCUAAAAAUUAGUUUCAGUGAGUCCCAGGGACUAAUUCAGGUUUAUUUCUAAAAUGUCUACCUUGGUUCGCAGCCACCCCCUGCAUGCUGUGCAUGUUACUGGGACUCAGGAAGUGGCACGUGAGAAUCCAAGUGGGCCUCGCUGCUGCAUUCUCCCUGUCCUGUCUGGUCUUCAUCACAGACCCAGCAGUCCUGCUCCCCUUCCCUGCCACCUUCUCUGAUCCUCAGUUUACAGAGGCAGACGAGCCUCUAGCCACAGACUAGAAAGUCCUGGGCUGUUGGAGGAGUCCUGUCCUCUCUGCCUGCCUUCUGCCCCUUCCUUGAAUUCUGUUUCCCUGUAGGUGAUGCUGGGAAACUCAUAGGACCAGAAAAGUAACCAUUAAACCCUUGUAACUGGGGCCUUGCCCCCUCCCCAUUCUUUUCUUUGCCUUGCCAUACUUCUGUCUCCUCCCAUCCGUCUGUGUCUCCUCUUCCGUCAGUGCCCUCACCACUCGCAGGGAAUUUUCCUAUGACUGUGAACUUCGCUGGUGCAGAGGAAUAUGAUCUGCCUUCACCUUUUUUUUGGACCAUAGUCACCCAGCCAUUCUUAAACCUCCCUUCCCAAAAUCUGAAAGGAAAAAAAAUAAAAGCCUUACUAACCUGGUUGUUCAAAGGAUAAGAAUAGCUUUAUCCUAUACUCAAUACCCAAACUCACUUUAGCAUGUUUACUGAGGCUGUGAGAGGCUGAGGGGCAUCUGCCAGGACAGAAGCCAUGGCAUGUGGCAAAAACCAAUCAGAUACCAGAAAAAGGGGUGGUAUCCUCCCCCCCCCCAACCUCCAGCUUCUGUCAGCAAUGAGCUGUCCCGAAUAGGGGCAGGGCCCUCCCACCCUGCACAGGAGUUCCUCGGGGCUGAGUAGCAGUCCUGGGAACAAGGGGAUGACAUGCCCAGGUGUCAGCUCAGAUGGUCUCUGCACCAUCUUAGAGGUGGGAGGUAGGCAAAGGAUCACCAAUAAGUUCCUCCCCUCCCCAACCUUUUACAAAUGGCGUUGUGUUCAUGGAAAUCCAGGAGGCAGGUGUGAUUACUUUUUUGCUCGUAGAUAUUGUCCUAAGUUGGAAUUCUCCCCCUGCCCUGGACUCUUCCUAGUGGCCCUUUAAAUCCCCCCCCCCCUUUUGGUAGCUGUUUCUCUACCUUCUGUCCAUCUCCCCUCUUAUCUAGGACCUGCACGAUUUUUUUUUAACAGGUUAUAUUGUACAGGAUCAAUAUUUUGCUUUUUAACAAGGAUAUUUAUGUAAUAAGAAACUUUGCCUUAGGCAGGUGUUGGCCAGAAAAGUCCAGAUUCCUCUGGGACCUCACCCUGGCCUCUCCUGGAGCUCUGAACCUGCUGUGGAAGGAAUUGGCCGUGACCUUUACCACUGGAGAGUAGGGUCUGUGGCGAGGGAAAGAGGUGUUCACCAUAAUAAUCUAGUGCCUCCACGGAGGGUUUGGAACAAAUCCAGUUCAGUUUCUUCGUGUGUCGGCUAACUUCCUGAGCUGAUUCUCCUGUACACACCUCUCCAUCUCUGCAUAUUUGGCACUAGAACUCCUGAAACACCACCUCUCAUGCUCUUCCCUCCCUACCAGCGGUCAAGGUUGUGGAGCCACUCUUUUGUAACGCCAGAUUAUUUAAAGAGAGAAAAAUACAAGACAAAAAUCUUCUAGCACUUUGUAAACACAGUGAAUAACCUCUUGGAGUAUUUUUGGCUUUAUAUAAAACAAGGUUUUUAAUUGUAAAAUAUAAGUGCCAUUAGAAAAUGCACAGGGCAUAUCUUUGUUAAAGUAGAUUUUUCAAUGUUUUACAGAAUUACAUUUUCAAAAAAAGGUUUUUAUAAUGAAGUUGUUUAUUAAAAACUUCUGAAUGAUGUG
Molecule: messenger RNA, 5948 nt
Organism: Carlito syrichta (Philippine tarsier)
Lineage: Eukaryota; Metazoa; Chordata; Mammalia; Primates; Tarsiidae
Gene: PLAGL2
Product: PLAG1 like zinc finger 2
Exons: 3
Coding region: 567-2057 (496 amino acids)
Molecular function (GO): DNA-binding transcription activator activity, RNA polymerase II-specific
Source: RefSeq, a predicted model, not a curated record